AUGGACGGACGGCCGCGCCCCUCCCUCGGCGGCGCCGGGGGCCCCCUCUCCGCAGGGACUGUGCGGGGAGAGUGGCCUGGAGUGGAGCUCAGGGACGACUGUCGCUACUUCCCUCGCUCUCCCGUCCUGCACGCGCGUCCGGGGCGCGGCCUUCCCUGGGCGCAUGGAAGCAGGCGCGAGCAGCGAAGGCUCGAAGCUCGGCCAGGCGGCCGCGUAGGAGCCCGUGGGGUCCGCGCAGGGACGGCCUGGGCUGCGGGGAGCGCGGGGAGGGUGACCGGGCCCCCAAGGACGAGCUAUCGGAGGAAGAGCGUGGGAGGGACGGCCCUAGGCGCUCUCUCGCUAAUUGGUUCUCUCAUUCUCGGGCUCUCCUCACAGCAACUGCAAAGCUUUUUGGUUAAGAAGAUUAAGUGUGAACGCGACACUAAGUCUUUUCGUUUCAAACACGGAACGCGGCAGUUGCUGACAAGCCUUCACUGGAUCCUACUUAAGCCAAAGGAGCCUCCAGUUCUGUGCCCUGGAGGCUUGAACUCGUGCUCCUCCUGCCGCCACCUCGUACCUAGGGUGGUAAAGACUGUGCCACCGCUGCGACUUCCAAGUGGUGCUGUGUGGAACCUAGGGCUCACACUCUGCCAACCGAGCUAUGCUGGUCGCCAACCCUGAGCAGCUUUCGACAGACUUCAACUACUGAUCUCUGAGGUGUAACUUUCUCUCUUCCUCCAUUCCACCUUUCUCUUAGCCACAGAGUUUGCAGUUUGCCUGCUCGGCCAGUGCAAGUUAGUUGGUUUCAAACCCAGUCAAUCUGACAACCAAGAUUGGCCAUCAUAGCUGCCACCAUCGGUUUUGUUUUUAGCGUUUGACUGUUCUGGAAGGUUCAUGUCGUUGGAAUCAAGCACAGGGCCUCUUCUGUCCGCCUGUCCUCUUAGCGUCCUCUUUGAAAUCCAUGCACACUGCACGCUUGCGUACCCUUCUUGCAUUUUAUAUUGUCCAGUGAUAUUCCAUUGUCUGAUGCUCAUUUGGAUCACCCCCACUUUUUGACUGUUACAAAAAUGCUGCGAAUAUCGGCGGAAAAGCUCUAAUGUGGAUAUAUGUUUGGAUUUUUCAGGACUGGAAUGGCUAAGUCACAUCUUGAGAAACUGGCAAACCUCUUUUCAAACUGUCUGCAUCAUUUCACCACAGCAGCAUGCCAGGCUCUCCAUACUCUGGACGCUGACUGGAAUUGUGCGUCUUGACUUACAGCUGUCCUGUUGAAAACAUCAUGCCUUUGUUUUGCAUUUCUCUAGUAGCUGAAGAUGUGUGAGAGCACACACCUGAAACCCCGGAACUUGGGAAGUGGAGGCAGCAGGGAGGAGUUGAAGACCAGGCACCUGAGAGCCUAUCUUAGUUCUAUUGCUGUGAAGAGACCGUGACCAGGAUGAUUUGUAAAAUAAAGCACCUAAUUGGAAGCUUA
Molecule: messenger RNA, 1447 nt
Organism: Mesocricetus auratus (golden hamster)
Lineage: Eukaryota; Metazoa; Chordata; Mammalia; Rodentia; Cricetidae
Exons: 2
Coding region: 1-660 (219 amino acids)
Source: RefSeq, a predicted model, not a curated record